This is a messenger RNA of Bubalus bubalis (water buffalo), 1497 nucleotides long. RefSeq names its product interferon beta-3. NCBI's taxonomy places the organism in Eukaryota, Metazoa, Chordata, Mammalia, Artiodactyla, Bovidae. Gene Ontology annotation, molecular function: type I interferon receptor binding; cytokine activity. The coding region runs from base 153 to 713 and encodes 186 amino acids. The transcript has a single exon. Gene Ontology annotation, biological process: cytokine-mediated signaling pathway; adaptive immune response; B cell differentiation. The record is from RefSeq and is a predicted model, not a curated record. Gene Ontology annotation, cellular component: extracellular region.
AAGUGGGAAAUUCCUCUCAAAUAGAAAGAAUGAAGGGCCAUCCUGUAUAAGUAGCCCACACUCAAGGAGGAAGGACAUUCACUCUGCAAACCCUCGAAGACUCAGCGUCAGCAUCUACUAGCAGAACAGGUAGCCCUGUGCCUGUUUUCAUCAUGACCUACCGGUGCCUCCUCCCGAUGGUUCUCCUGCUGUGUUUCUCCACCACAGCUCUUUCCAGGAGCUACAGCUUGCUUCGAUUCCAACAAAGGCGGAACCUUGCGGUGUGUCAGAAACUCCUGGGGCAGUUACCUUCAACUCCUCAACAUUGCCUCGAGUUCAGGAUGGACUUCCAGAUGCCUGAGGAGAUGAAGCAAGCACAGCAGUUCCGGAAGGAAGAUGCCAUAUUGGUCAUGUAUGAGAUGCUCCAGCAGAUCUUCAGCAUUCUCACCAGAGACUUCUCCAGCACUGGCUGGUCUGAGACCAUCAUUGAGGACCUCCUUGAGGAACUCUAUGGGCAGAUGAAUCGCCUGGAGCCAAUCCAGAAGGAAAUAAUGCAGAAGCAAAAUUUCACUAUGGGAGACACAACCGUUCUUCACCUGAGGAAAUAUUACUUCAACCUCGUGCAGUACCUGAAGUUCAAGGAGUACAACAGGUGUGCCUGGACAGUCGUGCGAGUGCAAAUACUCACGAACUUUUCUUUCCUGAUGAGACUAACAGAUUACCUCCGUGACUGACAUCUCCCACCUGUGGCUCUGGGAAGGGACAAUGUGACUUUGAGGUGAGACUCUUCAGCCAGCAGAGGCUCUUGAAGUAACUAACAAUGUAAUGCACUGGAUUUCAAUGGACAGUUAAAGACUAAGCUAUUUUUAAAUUGAUUUAUGCAUUAUUUAUUUAUUUAAACUUUUGUAUGAGAAAUAAAUUAUUUAUGAAACAAAAGUCAAUGUGGCAGUUUCAAUGUCAACUUGAUUUAUGUGACAACACAUAUUAAAAAUUGCAGAGCACCUUGGAGACAUUCAUUGCAAAACAAGCCUGCAGAGUAGUAGAGUUUUUGGCUCCUGCCUUUGAGGCAUUUAAAAUACAAGGAAGCCAUGUGGAAUGUCUAAGUUAUAUGCAUGCUCUCCAUGUAUCCAUACUGUUUACCUAGUCUUGUCUUUUCACUUCUUUAAAUGUACCAGACAAUUCAUUUUGUAGGGCUUCUUGAUAUGAUGUGGGUUUUUUUUUCUUAUUAUUAAUUAUGGAGAAAUGUACAUCACCUUACAUUUGAGAGUCUUACAAAGUAAGCCUUCUUGAUGCCAAUAAAAUCGGGGCAAAUUCCAUUUAGUUUAUAAAAUUCUUACUAAAGUAAAUGAAAAAUUCUGACCUUCUAAAUGGCCUUAGUUGCUUGUGUACUCCAACCUUUAUUUCCAACAAUGUAGUCCUCAGAAAGAGAUUUCAAGAAUAUGAGUUAAAAAUUACUUAAAACUGCCAUCGGGUCACUAGAAAUUGUCAAAAAUGGUAAUUCUCUCAAUUAAAAGUAAG